UAAAAAUCAUGGAGGGGGAGAGAAGCUGGUUUAUUUCUCAUUGGAAGAAUAUUAGAGGGAUAUGGCCAACGGGGUACAGGAAGAAACUGUAAACCAGGCAGAACUGCUUGCUCAGCUUUUUUCUAAAGACAGCAUUGAGUACAAGCUCCUUUUGAGGUACACGAAGAAGAAAACCACAAACCGUGACCCCCCACAGACCAAUGGUGUGGGAGAGAAGGUUCCUUCAUCUACACAACCUCAGGACUGUCAGAAACCAAAGAAACGUAAAAAGCUUAGAUUUUCGAAGAUCAUAAGCUGCAUUCGGCCAGUGAAGGAAGAUGAUGAUGGUUCUGUGACUAAACCCCUUAGGAGGCAGGCAGCUGUAGGUUCAUCAGGUUCAGACCAGGAAGAAGUGGAACAAAUCGUCAACAAAUUGACCAAGAUCACGGAUUGUGUUCACUUUGUACCUUCGGAUAUAGAAGCUGAUAGUGAUGGUGUUGUGGAGAGAAUAGUGGAACUGCUUAGGGAACAAGGAGAUAAACUUAAUGAGGAGAUUGAAAAGAACCACCACCUUAGGAAACAGCUGCAGCAGUCUCUGUCCUACAGUUUCUUUACCAAUGUGGCUCAGACAUUUCUGCAGAGACUGAGUCCAGAGGAGCUUCCUUCUGCACAGAGCCCAAAGGAGGCUGAGAUCGCGCUCACCUUUGAGCUGACCAGCCGCCUAAAUGCCUUGGACUGCUUUCCUAUGAACAGAGUGCUGGGUUUUGGUGUCAAAUACCUGCAGGACUAUUUCAGCCCCUGGGUCGUCCAACAAGGCGGCUAUGAAAAAGUUUUCGGCACAGACAGUGAUGCUGAGGAGGAGGUUCAAUAAGCCAAGAGGAUUUUCUUUCUUUGAGAUUAAAUUAUUCUCAAGGUUCAAAUCACUUGAAUAUGAAAUAUAUUUUUGAAUAUGAAAUAUUUUUGAAUAUGAAACAUGUUUACAUGUGUGUAAAGAUACCAGUGCUGCUAUGAAAUUGCAUGAUAAACUUUUUUUAAUUUGUUUUUGUUAAAUUUGUGUACAUUUUGGGGUGGGGGGAAUAAUGAAUCUUGUAAAUGCUAGAAGAUACUAGAUAAGAAUUGUUAUACACAGAUGUAUCAAGGGUGUCUUUGUAUUGCAUCCACAAGAUUCUGUGCAUGUGAAGUGAUAUUUCAGUAAAAUUUUGUUAUAAAUAGAACAAUCAUCCUUUUUUGUAAAUAGAAAUUUUUUUUUUUUUUUGGGGGGGGGAAAUAGUAAGAAGCUUUAUUAUUCAAAUAAAGCUGUCAGAACUACACCUGAACUUCUAUCCACUGUUUCAUUUAUCUUACAAAAACUGUCACUCAAGUUAUUUUAAGAUUAAAGUGUUGGUAACAA
Neoarius graeffei (lesser salmon catfish) is the source of this 1369-nucleotide messenger RNA. Its product is annotated as apoptosis facilitator Bcl-2-like protein 14. Bases 62 to 850 code for a protein of 262 amino acids. The transcript is spliced from 6 exons. Lineage: Eukaryota; Metazoa; Chordata; Actinopteri; Siluriformes; Ariidae. The record is from RefSeq and is a predicted model, not a curated record. Gene Ontology annotation, biological process: regulation of apoptotic process.